UAAAUUUUUUUCUACGGAACAAAAAUAUUCCGUCAGAUUGAUACGCUACUAGCACACACACAAAAUGCCUAGAAAGAAGUCUGCUUCCAAGAAGGCCCUCGAAGUAGCAUCCAAGAAGGUCCCCGCUGCUGUUGCCGCUCCCAAAAAGGAAAAGAAGCAGCCAAAGCAGGAAGAGUAUUCCUCUGAAUCCGAAGACUCAGUCUCUGAAGAUGAGGACGAGUUUGGUGAAUUAAUUACCAACGACGUUGAGUCGGGGAUUUCCGAGGUUUUGACCGCAAUCAAGCUGAAAGAUCCAAAGUUAUUUGAUCCGAACGUCAAGUUCUUCGAAGACCCUGAGAAGGCGGUCCAGAAGAUGGGCGCUAAAAAGGAGUCACACAAGCCAAUGUACUUGAAGGAUUAUCACAGGAUGAACUUGUUGACCGGUGGGGAUACUUACGAGGAGGAGGAAAUCGAUAUGCCAAUGGAAAAGACCUACGUCCAGCAGCAGGCCGAGGACAAGGAACAGAUUUUGUCUGAAAUCAAGAACGCUUUCGGCGGGGACGAAAUCGAGGAAAGUGACGACGAAGAUUUUUUGAAGAAGAAAGCGCCGCUCACCAGAGCGGAUCUCAUUGAUGCUGAAAGGAUGCACCCAUCCAGAAAGCUCGCGUUGCCAACCCCUGAAGGUGAAGGAGACCAAUUCUUGGAUGCCUUUAUUGGCUCCACCGCCUGGAUCCCUCAGAAGGGUGAUAAGAUGAUAAACUUGGACAAGAGAGAGGGCGACGAAGACGUUGAAGACGAUGAAGAGUUUGAUGAUGCCGUGGAUAACUUUGAAAGAGUGUACAAUUUCCGCUAUGAGGACUCUAGCGCUGCAGAGAUUGUCAGUUACGCCCGUACCCAGGCCACUUUGAGACGAUCCAAAACUAAUUCUCGUAAGAAGGCCAGAGAGCAGAAGCAUGAGGACGCCAGAGUCGAAAAGGAGAAGAAGAAUGAGGCCAUCACCAAGAAGAAAAGUAUCAAAGUCAACAAGGUGAUGGACAGAUUGAAGCAGAUCAAGGAGGCGGUCGGCGAUGAAGUUAGCGACGAAACCAUCACCAGAGUGUUUGGUGACACCUUGAUGAAGGACGAUUACGACGAGGCCGAAUGGGAUGCCAAGAUGACCGAGAUUUUCGACGAACAAUACUACAACGACGACGGUGCCAAACCUGAGUGGAGCGAUGACAGCGACAUGAUGAACGAUGAAAGUGAGGUGGAAGCCUCCGGUAAGCACAGCACCGAAGAUGCUGAAGACGGUCCAGUCCAAAAGAAGUCUAAGAAGGACAAGUUGAAGGACAAGAAGGCUAAGAAGAAGGAAAAGGAAUCCAUCAAGGAUACUGCCGAGAAGAUUGUCCUCAAAAACACCCCGCAAAUCAUCGACGAGGUGGAGGAAGAGCAGGAAAGAAAGAGAGGCAGAUCCAUCACCGACGACGUCAAGUUCAAAUACCGCGAAGUUUCUCCCGAUUCAUUCGGUUUGACCUCCAGAGAGAUAUUCCUUGCGGAUGACAAGGACUUGAACGACUUUAUUGGCUUAAAGAAGUUUGCUCCAUACAGGCCUAAGGACCAAAGAAUGAAGGACAAGAGAAAAUACGCAAAGGCCAAAAAUUUGAAGGAAUGGAGAAAAAGAGUUUUCAAGAACGAGAAUGGGCCCCCAGAAGACCAGUAGGUCGUAUAUAGAUAUAGUAUUUGCAC
This is a messenger RNA of Babjeviella inositovora NRRL Y-12698, 1704 nucleotides long. RefSeq lists its product as uncharacterized. The transcript has a single exon. Gene Ontology annotation, cellular component: 90S preribosome; nucleolus. The coding region runs from base 65 to 1678 and encodes 537 amino acids. The record is from RefSeq and is a predicted model, not a curated record. Gene Ontology annotation, biological process: endonucleolytic cleavage in ITS1 to separate SSU-rRNA from 5.8S rRNA and LSU-rRNA from tricistronic rRNA transcript (SSU-rRNA, 5.8S rRNA, LSU-rRNA). NCBI's taxonomy places the organism in Eukaryota, Fungi, Ascomycota, Pichiomycetes, Serinales.